UAUGGAAACGGCUACAAACACGAUUCAGCGAGACGUGAGUGACAUAAAAACAUGUCCAGGUCUCCGAGCUUAAGCUAAUCUUUUGUUAAUUCAUUAAUUAACGUCAGCUAGCGUGCUGAUGAUAUGAUUGUGAACGAACUGAUUCAUUUAAACGUCGAAUCAUUCCGUGUUUACCCCGUGAAAAGUUGAUCAACAAGGUAACCAAGACAGAAGAAUAAUGUCCGACUCUGAUGAACGUGAUGUGUUAAGAGCAGAGACUGAGGAAGAGGAUGAUCCUGAGAGAAAAGAGAAGAUUUCAGGACAAGACGAUCAGCUAAAGCCCUGGCCACUAACCCAGGACAUGAUGGUGAAAAGCUUGUCCUUAUUGUGUCGCACAGGGAAUGGUCUGUCUCAUGCAUAUGUCAGACUUGACCUUAAAAGCAAGGGUCUGACAGACCUGGCCUUGCUCAGCUCCUUCAUCCAUCUGCGCUACUUGGACAUCUCCUCCAAUCAUUUGUCAGACUUCUCUCCUUUGGCUGAUCUCACCCAGCUGUUGUGGGUGAAAGGAGAUGGAAACCAUCUUCAGAGGUUUGAGGGUCAGCCGUUUGGCAAGCUCACUUACCUACAGUGGCUCAGCUUUGCCAACAACCGCCUAUUUGAUGUUAAAGGUUUUGGAGGUCCAGCACUGGAAACCCUCAAUCUCACUGGUAAUGGUAUCCAAAGUAUGCAGGGUCUGGAAUAUCACAAUCUGACCAAUUUGGUGACUCUCGAGCUCAGAGGAAAUUGUUUGGAAACUACAGAUGGCAUUUGCCUCCCCAAUUUACGCCAUUUGUAUCUGGCUCAAAACAACAUAAAGCGAUUGGAGGGUUUGGAGAAGCUCCAGCAUCUCAGCACUCUUCAUCUCAGAGAUAACCAAUUGGAAACACUAGAUGGACUUAGUCCCAACAUGAAAUCUCUCCAAUAUCUUAAUGUCAGGGGGAACCUUAUAUCUUCAAUGAGGGCUUUGCAAACUCUAGUGAAUGUAGGGCAAACACUGAAGGCACUUGUGCUCUCGGACAACCCUUUAGCAAAGACUGAUGAUUACAGGCUGUAUGUGAUCUCACAUCUCUCUCAGCUGGAGCGACUGGACAAGGAUCCCAUCACACCUGGAGAGAAGUCUGAGGCCCAGGAGAAGGAUUUUGAAGAUGAAUAUGCUGAAGAUCAAGAGGAUAAUUGAACAGGCUUUGCUACAUUGAAUAUCCUUGCAAAUAUAGUUUUGUAUUCAAUAAAGUCUACGAUCAUAAACAGUUCUGGUUUAAUUUCAUGCAAUAUAGCUCCUGAUGUGGUU
This is a messenger RNA of Carassius auratus (goldfish), 1306 nucleotides long. RefSeq names its product leucine rich repeat containing 23 (gene lrrc23). Lineage: Eukaryota; Metazoa; Chordata; Actinopteri; Cypriniformes; Cyprinidae. Gene Ontology annotation, molecular function: protein binding. The record is from RefSeq and is a predicted model, not a curated record. The transcript is spliced from 7 exons. Bases 218 to 1195 code for a protein of 325 amino acids.